GGUUUAGUAAAUUCACCGUUUGACCGUGUCAGCGUGUCUAAUGUCGAUUAAAAGUUGUGGUUAUUUUUUUAUCGCGAUCGCUACUAAAACGCAAACGCAAAAUACUGGAAGACACGUCUUCCGUUUCACAGCCUCUCUCUCUCUCCAUACUCUUGUCCUCUCUUCAUAUCUCUCUCUAGAAAUUUCUCCAUGAACAUACUCAACAGGUUGGGUUUGGGAUCAACUGGGCAAAACAAUAUGGAUCCUUCUCCGAUCGCUCAGGGAAACGACGAUGACGCUCCGUCACCGGGGAAUCAGUUUGCUCAAUUCGGCGCUGGUUGCUUCUGGGGUGUUGAGCUGGCGUUUCAGAGAGUCCCAGGUGUGACUCAGACCGAGGUUGGAUAUACACAAGGGAUCGUAGACAAUCCUUCAUACGAAGAUGUUUGUUCAGGAACCACGAGCCAUGCGGAGGUUGUUAGGGUUCAAUAUGAUCUCAACGAUUGCAGCUAUGAGUCUCUGCUUGAUUUGUUCUGGUCUAGGCAUGAUCCCACCACUUUGAAUCGCCAGGGAAAUGACGUGGGGACCCAAUACCGAUCCGGAAUAUACUUCUACACACCCGAGCAGGAGAAACUAGCCCGUGAGUCACUUGAACGUCACCAGCAACAAAUGGAAAGGAAGAUCAUGACUGAGAUCUUGCCAGCUAAGAAAUUCUACAGAGCUGAAGAGCAUCAUCAACAGUACCUGUCAAAGGGUGGGCGGUUCGGCCUCGGGCAAUCCACUGCCAAAGGCUGCAACGACCCAAUCCGCUGCUACGGCUAAAAAGCUCCUUUCCUCUUCUCCUCUCCCAAAACAGAGGAUUUAGCACCUAAGGACUUGUGUGCAAUAUAUUGUGUAAAACUGCCGAAGUUGAUCACACGCUAUGUAACUACUUCUUUGGAAUUUGAUUUGCAAUGUUGUAAUAUUGAUGUUAUACUCUAUCAACCUAAACUAAAUAAUCAUUGCGAUCCUGAAUAGAUCUGUGAAACUCGUAGACU
Arabidopsis lyrata subsp. lyrata is the source of this 1013-nucleotide messenger RNA. RefSeq names its product peptide methionine sulfoxide reductase A3. The record is from RefSeq and is a predicted model, not a curated record. Gene Ontology annotation, biological process: cellular response to oxidative stress. Gene Ontology annotation, molecular function: peptide-methionine (S)-S-oxide reductase activity. Lineage: Eukaryota; Viridiplantae; Streptophyta; Magnoliopsida; Brassicales; Brassicaceae. The coding region runs from base 190 to 798 and encodes 202 amino acids. Gene Ontology annotation, cellular component: cytoplasm. The transcript has 2 exons.